This is a messenger RNA of Pseudocercospora fijiensis CIRAD86, 2471 nucleotides long. RefSeq lists its product as uncharacterized. The transcript is spliced from 3 exons. Lineage: Eukaryota; Fungi; Ascomycota; Dothideomycetes; Mycosphaerellales; Mycosphaerellaceae. Gene Ontology annotation, cellular component: Sec62/Sec63 complex. Gene Ontology annotation, molecular function: RNA binding; transmembrane protein transporter activity. Gene Ontology annotation, biological process: SRP-dependent cotranslational protein targeting to membrane; post-translational protein targeting to endoplasmic reticulum membrane. The record is from RefSeq and is a predicted model, not a curated record. Bases 213 to 2243 code for a protein of 676 amino acids.
UUCAUUCUACCGCACUUCCUUCAAACGUGUGCCACUUUGCGGCUGCAUCUGACGGCGUUCUCUUCGAAAGCCCAAAGCCGACGACAAUAAAGAAGCAUACAAAGUCACGCCUUCACUUGGAUUAGUUUUGGCAGACAACGACAGGAACUAUACAAACCAGCCUCAGCCUCGACGGCACAGCGUGCGCAUAGCGCUCUUCAAUCGCCGCGGCCAUGUCGAACGAAUACAACUACGAUGCCGAUGCGCAAUUCUUCCCCUACUUCGUCUUGACCAUGACGUCUCUGGUCACCCUCCCUCUCACAUACUCCCUCCUGCGAACACCCACCGACACCUCCGCGCUCGCAAAAGCAGGCCACAUUGACUCGGGAUACAAGCCGGACAAUGAGGAUAUCAUUCUCGCUCAGCGCGCCAAGCAGAAGCGGAAAGAGCUGCGACUCAAGCGUAUGCUCACCGCCGUCACAGGAUGGCUCGUUAUGGCGUACAUGGUCUACCUCGUGCUUGUCACUGCACGUACCGAGACGAAGAUCUGGGACCCGUACAGUAUCCUGAAUAUCGGCAUGUCUGCCACAGAGAAGGAGAUCAACUCGCGCUACAGACGCCUGUCCAUCACUAUGCAUCCUGACAAGCGCCAGCCCAAUCCUGCCCUCAAUGAAACAGAAGCUUCCAUCAACGACGACUGGGUCGAGAUUGUCAAGGCGUACAAAGCUCUGACUGACGAAGAGAUUCGCAACAACUACCAGAUGUACGGCCACCCAGAUGGCAAGCAGAGCGCGAGCUUCGGAAUCGCACUGCCACAAUUCCUUGUUGCUGAGGGAAGUGGAAAGUACAUUCUGGCCAUGUACGGCUUGCUCCUGGGCAUUGGUCUGCCAUGGCUAGUCGGCAAGUGGUGGUACGGGAUGCAAAAGCAGACACGAGAGCGCAUUCUUGUCACCAGCGCUGGAAAUAUGGUGCGUGAAUACAAGGAGCGUAUGGAUGGCGGUGAUGUCGUCUCUGCUAUCAGCACUGCUGUUGAGUUCAGAGACAUCCUGCACGGUACAAAGAGCGAACAGGAUCUGGGCAAGCUUGAAAAUAGACUGCUCUCCAAUCCGGAGGCCGCGCUCCUCCCGAAAGACCAGACCAAGCUACAGGAUUUGGAAGAUCAAGUCCGGAGAAAGACUCUUGCUCUACUCUGGGCCUAUCUUACUCGCACCGACCUUGGAGACAAGACCCUCGAAGCAGAGAAAUUCGAGAUCGCUCCUACCGCCGAACAAAUGAAUCAAGCUUUCAUAUCGAUUACACUGGCAUUCGGCUUCACCGCACCACUGAUGUCCACCUACCAUGUCAACCAGUCUCUUGUGCAAGCUGUACCGCCUUCGUCAGCUUCACGCUCACCGUUGCUGCAACUACCACAUUUCACAUCCACAGCCAUCCGCCAAAUUGAGAAUGCCGCCAACACAAACAAGGAGCAUAUGACCAUUCAGUCUUUUAUGGCUCUGCCUGCCGAACAACGACAAGCGCUUGCUCAGGCAGCUGGAAUCACCAACGAUAAGUUGAAAGUUGCUGAAGGUGUUGCGAUGAAGCUGCCAUAUCUUCGCGUUGAAAAGGCAUUCUUUAAGGUGGCUGGCGAGAAGUACAUCAUUCCAUCGUCCCUAGUGCAAAUGGUCAUCAAAGCUCGCUUCAUACCACCCGGCACACCUGCAUCUCGAAUCCCCAAAGUUGAUGAGAAGGACCUUCUAGACAUUGACCCAGCCGAGGGCGACGUCAAAGCUCAAAAGAUUGAGCAAGAGCAGAACCCCGUUCCUCUUGCACAUGCCCCCUUCUUUGCCAAGGAUAGAGCGCCGAAGUGGCACGUCUUUCUGGCGGAUGGCCGGCAAGGCAAGAUUGCCGUUCCGCCAUUCACCUUUGUCACUUUCGACAAGAAGCCGUUCGACGCUGAUGGCAAGCCAACCUAUAUCGGCUUUGACUAUAAGCAAGAUAUCUCGCUCAACGUUGAUGACCCAAGCAAAGCUCAGGAGGUGGACGAUGACGAGAUCAGCGAACCAGAAGAAGACACUAUUGCCGGUCAAAUGGCUGCGCUGCAAGGGAAACCCACCGCUGAUGCAGAUCGUCCGCGCCGCAAUGAGCGCCUGCGGAAGAAGCUAGAAGAAGAUAGCGACUACGAAUCUGGCACCGAUGAUGAGGAUCAGGACUCUGAAAGCGAAACAGACACCGAUACGGACAGCGAGGCUGAAGAUGCCCAGGUCAAGAAGAAGGGCUGGUGGUAGUUUAUAGGCUGUACAUGGUUAUAGUGAAAUAUUCUAGCGAGGCGUUCAGGCGGAGCAUUGUAUUGGCAUGUUUUGUAUCAAACGCCUCGUACUACGUCCUUACCUCUGAUCUAGUGUGGCAGGCAGAGCGUCAUUGACGGCGUCAAACAUCGGAGCGACCACCGCUAGCUUUGAGCUAACAUCUCUCGAUUGCGGAAUAGCUCAAUCAAUCGCCCGUCGAAACGCUUU